This is a messenger RNA of Endocarpon pusillum Z07020, 570 nucleotides long. RefSeq lists its product as uncharacterized. The transcript has a single exon. The record is from RefSeq and is a predicted model, not a curated record. Lineage: Eukaryota; Fungi; Ascomycota; Eurotiomycetes; Verrucariales; Verrucariaceae. The coding region runs from base 1 to 570 and encodes 189 amino acids. Gene Ontology annotation, cellular component: cytoplasm.
AUGCCAGAUCCAGAAGAGGCGGCUUACAGACGGGGCGCUCCGUUCACUUUUGACGGAGAAAAGUACUUGGAGCUUGUACGGAAACUGCGAGAACGGAUCCUGCCGGAGUCCACAACAAUUUAUGCUCCAAGCUUCGAUCACGCAGUAAAAGAUCCUGUGGAGAAUGACAUUCCCAUUCCGCCAACAGCUCGCAUUGUUGUGUUAGAGGGUCUCUAUGUUGCUUUGGAUCAGGAGCCGUGGCGGGAUGCUGCUAAGCUGAUGGACGAGUUGUGGUUCGUCGACGUCCCCAUGCAUCUCGCGAUAGAGAGACUGGUCAAAAGACAUGUCGAAGCGGGACUUUCACCGGACGCGGGACAUGCACGAGCCAGAGUUAUGGCUAACGAUAUGCACAAUGGCCAGUAUGUUCUCGAUCAUCGGCUUCCAACCCAAGAAAUGAUCCAAAGCAUAGAGGAGGGUGCUUGGAAAACCACGAAAUCCGAGAUACAAGAAGCCGCUGAAGGAAAGAAUAGACCUGGACCUGACAGAAUGAGUUCAACUGCGAAAUUGGCAGCGCUGGGGGCCGGAUGCUGA